Messenger RNA from Fundulus heteroclitus (mummichog), 899 nucleotides. Its product is annotated as galactose-specific lectin nattectin. The record is from RefSeq and is a predicted model, not a curated record. Lineage: Eukaryota; Metazoa; Chordata; Actinopteri; Cyprinodontiformes; Fundulidae. Bases 120 to 629 code for a protein of 169 amino acids. Gene Ontology annotation, molecular function: signaling receptor activity. The transcript is spliced from 7 exons.
GGAACAUGGCAUGGCAUGUCAUCAUGUGUUCAGCAUUCCAGAAUCAAACACUCCGACGAGCAAUAUAAGGUCCGUUCUCCAAACCAAGAUCACCUGUUUCAGGAACUAACACAGCAAAGAUGGCGUCUGGAUUUCAGUUGGUGUUCCUCCUCGGCUCCAUCGUCAGCCUCUUCACUGUUAAAGCUGCGCCUGCUCUAGGUGACAGCCACGAGGACGCAGCUCCUGUCUGUUCUCCUCCUUGUCCUCCUGGUUGGACACAGUUUGGCUCUCGCUGCUUCAUUUUCCACUACCAGGCCAGGACUUGGUCCGAUGCAGAGAAAUUCUGCAUUGCUAUUGGAGGAAAUCUGGCCUCUAUCCACAGCUCUGAUGAAAACACCUUCAUCAGUGAAAUGAUUAAGAGAGAGACCGGCAGUACUCGCGACACCUGGAUCGGAGGCUAUGAUGCAGUCACUGAGAAAACAUGGCUGUGGAGCGAUGGGUCAUCAUUUCAGUUUGUGAAAUGGUAUAACAACCAGCCAGACAACUACAGAGGAACUCAACACUGUUUGGAAAUCAACUAUGGAGGAGACUACUGGAAUGACAUGCCGUGCACCUCAAGCAUGCCUUUUGUUUGUUCCAAGAACGUCUGAUGACCCUCUGCAACCAGGAGCAUCUCAGGCUUCUUCUGUUUUACAGCUCAAGUCAAAUCCAACUCUUUCCGGGCCACACAGAGUACCUGCAUGCUUUUAAUUUGUUACUUCUGUCCAUGAAAUUAACGCAACUCUAUUCUUUUUUUGCCUUUAUAGUCAUUUGAAGUUCUUGAAAUAUAAAAUCUAUUAUUUGGAUCUUAUUUUAUGUUGGACAGAUUAUUAUUUUAUGGCUUGUAAAAGCUAAUUAUAAAAUUUUAAUAAAACUGCAAU